This is a messenger RNA of Athalia rosae (coleseed sawfly), 2845 nucleotides long. RefSeq lists its product as uncharacterized. The record is from RefSeq and is a predicted model, not a curated record. The transcript has 4 exons. Lineage: Eukaryota; Metazoa; Arthropoda; Insecta; Hymenoptera; Athaliidae. Bases 646 to 2289 code for a protein of 547 amino acids. Gene Ontology annotation, biological process: apoptotic process; regulation of apoptotic process.
CCCGGUCGGGGAGCGACGGUCCAAAAUCCAAAUACGAAGGACCGCGCGACUGGGCGUGCGGGGCGGGCGCGAGUGGGAGCGAGCGGGCGAGUUUUAAGGGCCAAUAGGGCUCGAAAGGCUUGGAAAAGGGUGGUCCAGCUUUGACAAGGUACCGAGGAUAGAAACGGAGAAAUACAUCUGGAUAAAAAGGUAGCUAAAUUCGGUUAGAAUUCAGGCCGAUGGAUUUUUAAGGCGAGGCGAACGCUUUCGCAUCGGCAUUAGAGGAAAGUGGGGGAUCAGAUCGCGGUGGAGGGCGAAGAGGGCAUAGAGGGUGGAGAGGGUGAGUGAGAGGUCGUCUGUACGUACACGGAGAGAGAAUCGAUCUAAAACUAGGAGUCGCCGCAGUAACCGCUGGGAGGAAGCCACUGUUACAAUUUUCCCCAUAUGCGUUAGUGAAAUCUUAGAUCGGGUAAUUGUAAGAUACCUUACCGGUAGGAUGAGGCAUUCGCUGUUAAACGUUGUACAAAAAAGACCCGUUCGCUAGGGUCCAUUUUACAAGGUCUAUUGGGAAUCGGAUCGAAGCAAAAAUGCUGCAGCGUUCGGUGCAGCAUUUCUUUUAAAAUAAGUGCUUGUGGGACGGUCCCGUACCUGCAGGGAUAUGACGUAAUGGCAAGAGAGGAGUUACGGAGCAAAAGACCUUUUAAGAUAUGGGACAGUUGGCGAAACGUAAGAAAGGGACUGGUCGUUAGCAAUUUUGAGGAACUGUUACACCGUGGGAAAGAAAAGUUGGGCGUUCCCCAAAACGAGAAUGUCUGUUUAGUGCUCGAAUCGGACGGUACUCAGGUGGAGGACGGAGAAUAUUUCAAGACUUUAGCGAACAACACGAUUUUGCUACUCCUCCGGCAUGGCGAAAGGUGGUGUCCCACUGGCGUCGACAUUAUUCGGGCUGCAAUUUCAGCAAUUCCGAAAAUAGUUUGCGAAACGAUUCACGCAUUGGAGUUGCACGAUGAAACGCCAUCCUGGAAAAUUAUGGACAAUAAAGGACGUGUCACGGUGGUUCUCCACUGGGAUCAGCGAUCAUCGUCGCAGGUUCAACAGCCGAAAUCUGCGGACGGUCAAAGCUCGAAAUAUUCGCCAACGAAAAAGACGGAGCUUAAUUCAGUAGGACAGAGGCCGUCUCUAGUGAUACAAACGAGCCUUGACAAGCUUCAGAGUUAUCACGAUGGGAUCGGGAUCGGUAUAGGGAUCGGUAAUGGGAAAGCUGGAGGCCAUGUCGCGGGCGACCUAGGCGGCAGCGUUGGUGGUAUUGGCGUAAGUGGCGUGGGAAUAGGUCCCCGUUAUAGCAGCCCUCAAAUAACUGUGAUAAAUCAUGACGAUAUGGUACAGAAGAGUUUUACUAGUCCGAGUCAUAGUUCCUACGGGCCGAUACUGGCUCCUGGCUCAAUAUCAUCGUCUACCCAACACACGAGCGGAGUGCCAACGAGCCGUCUAGUGAAGCAGAGUACUAAUUCGUUCGAUAGUACCACUAUUCAUAUCCACACGCCAGAGUGUUCGAAUCACAUUCAUCAGCCGGUCGUGAGAAACGGUAGUCCUGUAAACGGUGCGGACGGUAGUAGUGCAGCGGAAUGUGAUUUCCACUGUUGCGCGUUGCACGAAGAGGGCAGAAGGAUCGCCGUACACAAAUCGGUAGCGACAUCGCCGAUACAAGAUGCGCAGCAGCAGACACCCUCGCCUCAACCCCCCUCAUCGCUUUCGGACGGUACGCGUCGUCCCGGUAUGGUAAAGGGUCACGUACGAUUUCGCGACACCGAAGACCGAGACGAGGGCUCAUCGGGUCCUGGCCAAAGAUUGGGCGGUGGUAAUUCCGCAGGUUCGUUUCACGGUGGUCAUACAGUAGGACAUCCCCAUCACCAUCACAAUCAUCAUCAGGAGCACGAUAGUUCGGAAUCUGAAACCGAAAAUACAAUUAUGGAAGACGAAAUCGUAACUUCCGAAAAAUUUUUACUUCUCAUUGAUCAACUCACCGUAGAUCAAAAGCAUCAUCUUAGCAUCAAGGAUAUCGGUAUUAUACUCGAGAGGCUAAGCUCUAAGAUAUUAGACGUUGAAAGAUUGGAUCGAGAAAGCGAAAGCGAGGAAUGUUACAAUUGGACUAUUAAGGCGGUUAUUAGGGGAGACGUACUCAGGGAAUUAGGUGUUAUCUACAACGGGAAUUACUACGCUAUUUCGGAACACCCUGGGUACAAGGAAGAGUCAGAGGAGAAUAACGAGGACAAUGAAGAAGAGGAAGAGGAGGAGGAAGAUAGACUUUAAUAUGACGCUGUUUUAAUAGUUAGAUAGAUUAUACCUAUACCUAUUAAUGGUUAUUAUUAACUAUUAUUAACAUAGUAUGUACUAACAUAAAACGUGAUUUUUUUCAAAUGUUUUCAUAAUAAAAAAAAAAAAAAAAAUACAAAACAAAACAAAUGCAUCGUAAUAAUAAUAAAAGAAAACAACAACAACAACAAAAAAGAGAAGAAGAAAGGAAAAUGAAAAAAGAAAGAAAUAAUAAUAAUAUGAUUAAUAAUAAUAAUAAUAAUGAAUAAUAAUGAAUAAUGAAUAAUGAAUAAUAAUAAUAAUAAUAAUAAUAAUAUGAUAUAACAUUAGUUCUAAAGGAGGUUGUUGAAAUGUACUUAUUAAAUAGUGUGUAUACAUUAUGUAGGAAUCAUUGGGAUACGGAUCAUCUCCGUAACCGUCCACAACACUGCCCUAUCUAAAAACAAGAAGAAAAAAAACCAAAAAAAAAAAAAAAACAAUAUGAAUAUAUUAUAAAAGUUCAAUCCUGAUUAAUAUGCCAUUCUAUUUCAUAUUGUGUUGUGUAUAUCUCAAA